Molecule: messenger RNA, 1193 nt
Organism: Olea europaea var. sylvestris
Lineage: Eukaryota; Viridiplantae; Streptophyta; Magnoliopsida; Lamiales; Oleaceae
Product: glutaminyl-peptide cyclotransferase-like
Exons: 8
Coding region: 343-798 (151 amino acids)
Molecular function (GO): glutaminyl-peptide cyclotransferase activity
Source: RefSeq, a predicted model, not a curated record
UAUCAUUCUGCCACCUCAUCCUACUUCGCCAGUCAUCAGCCCCUCCACGCCGAAAUUCACGGCUGCUCUCACCACCAUCGUUCACGCAUGAAUGCUCUUCUUUCACCAUGGCCAACGCAUCGCUGAGGAAAAAAUCUAUGAAGCGAUCUUCGUACCUCACUAAGUGCAGUCACAAUUUGAUGUCGUAUUCUACGCCGUCGUUUCCUCUGAGAAUGUUCUCUUUAGUCAUUUCAGCUAUUUCUAUUUUGGGCGUUUUUGUUGUACUGCGUAUUUUGUCGAGCGUCCAGACCGUCUUUGGAACAAAACCUCCGUCGGCUCAGAUUUACGCCGUCGAAGUGGUCAAUGUGGAACGAAGUGGUCAAUGAGUUCCCCCACGAUCCUAAUGCCUUUACUGAGGGGCUUCUGUAUGCAGGAAAUGAUAAACUCUUUGAAUCAACCGGUCUUAAAGGACAUUUGUCCGUUCGGAAAGUCACUCUUCAGACAGGGAAGGUUGAGGCUAUUCACAAAAUGCAGAAUUCUUACUUUGGGGAGGGUUUAACUCUUAUCGGUGAAAGGUUGUUUCAAGUUACUUGGUCGGAGAAAACUGGUUUCAUAUAUGACCGAAAUAACUUAAGCAAAUUUAAGAAGUUCACUCACCAAAUGCAAGAUGGCUGGGGGUUGGCAACUGAUGGGAAAGUUAUAUUUGGAGAUGGAACUUCAACCUUGUAUCAGAUUAACCCUCAAACAUUGAAAGUCAUUGAAGCACAUGCAGUCAAGUACAAAGGAGACGAGGUUCACAACCUCAAUGAACUGGAGUAAGUGAAUGGUGAAGUAUGGGCAAAUGUUUGGCAGAAUAUCGAUUUCUUGAAUGGCAUAGCAUGGGAUGAAGAAGGAAACUAUAUUUUUGGUGAGUUCCAUCCGUUAUGUUCAUAUUGCUUCUUAUUUUAUACCUGAUGAAAUCAUUUUUCUGCUGCUCGUUCUAAAUACACCAGCUGAGUACAGUGACAGGAAAGCUUUGGCCGAAGCUAUAUGAGAUAAAGCUUCAUACUAUGAAGACACUAUUUAAGGGAGAUAUUAAACGUCUGUGCAUGCCGAUGCCAGUCCAUUUCAAAUAAAACAUAGAAGAGAGGUUGUCCACGAAAUUAUUUAUUUCGACUUAAAAUUACCGCAAGUGUACGAUUCAUUAACAAGUAAUAAAGUAGAAUAUUAAGUUC